UUCCCCCCCCUGUCGUGUACGUUCCUGCGCUGAGAAUGUCGGCGGUGCUGUGUCUCUACUCCUAGCUCGUCUUCUCAUAUCACGAUUUUGAGGACCUGCCGAAGUCUACUAAGCAGUCAGCGACGCCAUGGCGCUGAGUUCGGGGGGCUGGGCUCAGGCUUGUCCGGCUGCGUCCGUGCCGGGGGUGGAGAAGGCGCCGCAGUCCGCCUGCAGCACCGUGCUGAUGUCGGUGCGAGUCUCCGUGGCUCACUCGGGACUGCGGCCGCUCUGCUUCCCCGGAGCCGGCGACGACAGCCUUCGCCUCCAGCUCAGCAUGGAUCCCAACCGGGUCGGGGAGUUUCGCUUGACCCUGAGGGCCGUCACCAGCGGCCGCAUUGUGUCUCUAGCGGAGUUCGACCUGCGCAACGUGAGGUACGAGAUCCGCUCGUCUCGCUGCCACGAGCUGUGUGUCGUCAAGCCCCCGCACGACACAUUUCGCUUCACCUUUCGCAGCGAGCAGGAGGCGCAGGAGUGGGCCACCGUCAUGAUGUCAUCGCUCAGGGAAGCCCACAGAGUGGCUGGUAUUAGCCCUCAUCCUCCCACCGAUGCAUUACCCAGUCCGAAGCCCACAGAGCAAAACGUAGCCUUGUCUUUAUCAGCCAAAGAGGAGCUGUGUGCAGAGCUGGCUAGAGCCAUACAGGCUGGAGAUACCCACGCUGCAGUGCAGCACGCCACAGCACUCGCUCACCACCAGAUGGCGCUGACGAUUCAGCCAGCUCUAAAGAACACUGAAGAUGGGGAGAUCAGCUUAGCGGUUGCAGUCGAAGAUGCCACUUCAUCUUGUUGUGUCACAGUAAAAGUUGUUCCCCUUAUGACUGUGGCUUCACUAAAGCAGCAGAUGUUUGGGGAGUAUGGCUUCCACCCACGGGUGCAGCGCUGGGUCAUAGGUCAGUGCUUGUGCUCGGACCAGCGCUCACUGACAUCGUACGGCGUGUGCCGGGACGGUGACACGGCCUUCCUAUACCUGCUUUCAGCACGCCACGCCCACCUUAGCAGGCAGCAGUGUCAGCAGGACCAGGAGAGCGCUCUGCUCGCGCCGGCGCCCAAACCCGGGCCCACACCGGUGGCUUCCGCCGGUGGCCCGGCUGGUCACGACCGGAGGGGCUACAGCACCCUACCACCCAGACUGCACCACUGCAGCACAGGGAGCAGUGGGAGUGGAGCAGAGAAACACAACAUUAGCGAUAUCAUAAGCUUGGAGAUGCUUCAGCUUGGCGGCCCCAGCGUGACACCAAGUACCACGCAGCUUGGAUGGUCGUGCCCUUCCUGUACUUUCAUCAACAAAUCCACGCGGCCAGGCUGUGAAAUCUGCAGCACCGAGAGGCCCAACCCACCAGAGCUGGGUACGUCUCAGCAGGCCACUCUUCUGUCAUAGGACUCCCCAGCAUCACACCGUGAGCCGAGCACACCGUACGUAUAUCCGAACUGUUUCAAGAGAAAAGGAAGCCAGCAUGAACAAAGGAAACGAGCAUACGACAAAGCCCACACGAGAGUGCGUCCGUGCGCUCACACCCGCCCGGCCGAGAGGCUGGAGUCGACGUGCUGAGCAAACAGACGAGGAACGGCCGAGGGGUGCGCUCUUGAAUACGGCGAUCCGUGUUCUCUCAUCCAAACCAGCAUUCCUCGGAGACCGCUAUGGCUACGUGGUAAAACCUCGAAGGAAUCCACAGCAGUUAAAACAGAGGAAAGAUGACGUUGAUUUGCUCUUAGAACAGAAACCGUGUGCAGGUGAUUAGUGACCUCGGAAUGCAAAGUGUCCACGAGGGAUUAUUUUUAGCAACAUUCACUUCAAACCAAAAACAGCAACCGAAAGGAGCAUAUUUCCAUUUGUACACAUAAUUCUCAGUUUGCAAAGAUUUCUCACAUGUAGACCAGGGCAAAAUACUUUUAGGUUAUUUGUGUCUUUAUAUUUUGUGAACUUAUUCGUUCAUUAAUUUUAUUGAAUGAGUUGCACUAAUUAAGAUUGCUGUAGGGUUUUUCAGUGUCUGGAAGUGCUGUUUUUAAGAAAAGCUUAAAUCAAACAGGCCAGUUCUAAAUAUGUAAAUUUAUGAUUUACCGUGGUGUAGAAUUCUUGAAAAGCUACUUUUGAAAUGGCUGCUGGUGUGCUGAUGCACAUCUCGGUUCCUUUCAGCUGUUACAACAAGUUCAAUAUUCAGUUUAGAUGCGACACAAAAAUCCUACUAAAAUCUUGAUUAGUGUAACCAAAGCAGUGUCUAUAAUUUUUGUGUCUCACCGUACUGGUUUUUCAAACUACCAUAAGGGUUCAAAAAACAGAUGCUUAAAAAGGUAUCAGAAUGACACGCAUGUCAGAUACUUCGGGUCUUAGCCUGCCCGCAUGCCACAGUGGUGGUGCUGUUGCUGUAAAGAGACGACUGCACUCCAGUUAAAGAGGCAGGUUUUGUAGCAGGUUGAUGAAGACGCUCUUCAGCAGUGCACGAGGACCUAGUCUCAAGUUACAGUGGUUCGUUUUUAGGGCAGACGGCACAUCACAUGAGCUAAUGAUAUUAAAUUACAUCCAGUGUAACUUUUAUGGACAAAGUUGUUCUGUACCUGGAGACAUGUAACAGUCACACUGACGAAGCCUUAUAAUAGCUAACUUUUUGUCAGACACGGUAUGAAAUUUUAUUUUUAUGUUUAAUAGGAAGUAUAUAUGCUAUAAAUAUGAAGGAUCUGGAAGAACACCUUGGUUGAAUUUGAUGUUUUCCCACAGAUGAAAAUAACAGACAUGAAGGUGUUGAUAAAUGCAACAGUACCUAUACAUUUUCAAGUUAAAAAUAAAAGAGAUGUCAUCACAAAAAGUUAAUGUCCAUGAGUGAUGGCCAGUCGUGGACAGACAGGGCUAUUCUAACUGGUCCAUAUGCAUUUAAUGUGUGUUACUUUGUGUGUAUUUUUGUUUAGUACUUACCUUUGGAGCAAGUGCACUGUUCAGGUUCCUGUUUUAUUGCCAUCAUUUUACAAUUUCUCCCAAUAAUCACCAGCUGCAGCGUAGCUAUGAAAUGAGAGCGCAGUGGUUUUCACAAGGCUGGACUCCAAGCAACCAGGGUAAACUUUAGGGUGAACUGUUCCUAUCCCUCAUCCUUCCGUUUGUCCUAUUAGGUGGGAUUCAGAGGGUGUCACUGUGCAGACUGAUGGUGAAAAUUCUGCCGUUGACAUAGACUAGCGGGAAAUGUCCAAUGUCCAUAAUCAGUUCACGAGUGGUUCUGUGCAAAUCUGAGGAGUGGAGGGUGCGGCAGAGGACGACUACAGCUAGUGACCUGUUGUGUACGUAGCGUUUUCACUGACUACAACAGCAUCUUUCUGGAGAAACUGAACAGUAGGCAGCUGUAGGUUUGUAAUGCAAACAGGGAAACAUCCGAUAGCCACAGGCAAAUCUUACACUUUAAAUUGAGACACAGCAAUAUUUGCUGAAACAGCCAAUUUUCACCAGAUUUUUUGUUGUACAUCAUUCUUAGUUAUUAUAUAAGGGAUCAUUAAAUGUAUGAUUCAUAAAAAUGUUUAAUAAUUAAAUGUCAAGGUGAUCAACUCCUC
Molecule: messenger RNA, 3567 nt
Organism: Electrophorus electricus (electric eel)
Lineage: Eukaryota; Metazoa; Chordata; Actinopteri; Gymnotiformes; Gymnotidae
Gene: sharpin
Product: SHANK-associated RH domain interacting protein
Biological process (GO): positive regulation of canonical NF-kappaB signal transduction; proteasome-mediated ubiquitin-dependent protein catabolic process; protein linear polyubiquitination
Cellular component (GO): LUBAC complex
Molecular function (GO): ubiquitin binding; ubiquitin-protein transferase activity
Source: RefSeq, a predicted model, not a curated record